This is a messenger RNA of Penicillium samsonianum, 1275 nucleotides long. RefSeq names its product 60S ribosomal protein uL3 (gene rpL3). Gene Ontology annotation, molecular function: structural constituent of ribosome; RNA binding. NCBI's taxonomy places the organism in Eukaryota, Fungi, Ascomycota, Eurotiomycetes, Eurotiales, Aspergillaceae. Gene Ontology annotation, biological process: translation; ribosomal large subunit assembly. Gene Ontology annotation, cellular component: ribosome; cytosolic large ribosomal subunit. Bases 1 to 1275 code for a protein of 424 amino acids. The record is from RefSeq and is a predicted model, not a curated record. The transcript is spliced from 7 exons.
AUGUCUGUUAGCCCACACACCAAGCGUGCAAAAUCAACUUCGACAUUUCCAGAUCGUCCUCCCACCACCUCGACGACUAACGAUAACAGGGUCAAGAUGAGUCACCGGAAGUUCGAAGCGCCUCGUCACGGCUCCCUUGCCUACCUCCCGCGCAAGCGCGCUGCCCGUCACCGUGGUAAGGUCAAGAGCUUCCCCAAGGAUGACGCCAAGAAGCCCGUCCACCUUACUGCCUCCAUGGGCUACAAGGCUGGUAUGACCACCGUCGUCCGUGACCUUGACCGUCCUGGUGCCAAGAUGCACAAGAAGGAGAUUGUCGAGGCCGUCACCGUCAUCGAGACCCCUCCUCUCGUUGCCGUCGGUGUCGUCGGUUACAUCGAGACUCCCCGUGGUCUCCGCUCUCUCACCACCGUCUGGGCUGAGCACCUGAGCGAUGAGGUCAAGCGUCGCUUCUACAAGAACUGGUACAAGUCCAAGAAGAAGGCCUUCACCAAGUACGCCAAGUCCCACGCCGAGAGCUCCGGUGCCUCCAUCACCCGCGAGCUUGAGCGCAUCCAGAAGUACUGCACUGUCGUCCGUGUCCUCGCCCACACCCAGAUCCGCCAGACUCCUAUCAAGCAGAAGAAGGCCCACCUUAUGGAGAUCCAGGUCAACGGUGGCUCCGUCUCCGACAAGGUUGACUUCGCCCGCAACCUCUUCGAGAAGACCAUCGAUAUCGAUUCCAUCUUCGAGAAGGACGAGAUGAUUGAUGUCAUCGCCGUCACCAAGGGUCACGGUUUCUCCGGUGUCACCUCCCGUUGGGGUACCACCAAGCUGCCCCGCAAGACUCACAAGGGUCUGCGCAAGGUCGCCUGUAUUGGUGCUUGGCACCCUAACCACGUCCAGUGGACUGUUGCCCGUGCCGGUCAGGACGGUUACCACCACCGUACCUCUUGCAACCACAAGGUCUUCCGCAUUGGAAAGGGUACUGAUGAGGGUAACGCCUCCACCGAGUUCGACAUCUCCAAGAAGCAGAUCACCCCCAUGGGUGGUUUCGUCCACUACGGUGAGGUCAAGAACGACUUCGUCAUGGUCAAGGGCUCCGUUCCCGGUGUCAAGAAGCGUGUUAUGACUCUGCGCAAGACUCUGUACCCCCAGACUUCCCGCAGGGCCACCGAGAAGGUUGAGCUUAAGUGGAUCGAUACCUCCUCCAAGUUCGGUCACGGUGCUUUCCAGACCUUCGAGGAGAAGAAGGCCUUCAUGGGUACCCUCAAGAAGGACCUUGUGGAGACUGUUUAA